GUGUGCACUGGGUGCGGCAGGCCUCUUUUUCUGGGUGUGCACUGGUUAUCCUGGGAUGGAUCUGUCACCCAGAGCAUAGGCACAGAGGUGGCCAGCAGGCAUGGUGCUGUGAUGGCGCUUUUGGCAAACUGUCAUUUUACAUCUGGAGGGCGUGGCAUGGGCCACAGAGGUGCAUUGUGGGUAGUAGAAGAUGGACUGGCAGGUCUGCUGACUGAAGUCACCUGAGGCAUUCAGGUCUGAUGCUCUUGACCUAAGGAACGUUACUGAAAUACGUAGUGAUGUGAAACAGAGAAAUUAAGUCAAAAUUGUAUAGGAAAGUCUAGAGGAAAUUAUCAAAACUACAGUGUUUCAAAGGAGUCACUGGAAAGAUUAUGUGGUAUUCUCAUUUAAAAGCAUAUUAAAUAUAUGAUAUUGCAUUAACCUGCGACACGGACAAGGUUAAGCAGUUGGAUAAUAGAUGGAGGGAUGGAUGGACUACAUUAAUGUUAGUGAUUGUACCACGUAUGAAAAUGUUACAGGACAUUUCUGCUGCAUGAUUCACUAACAGCUGCCAGGAAGACAUGGUAAAAUGAAUGCAGCUACAGUAAAUGAUUAGGACAGUGUGUCUGUGAUCAGAAGGGCGGUGCUGCGGAUUCCCCCAUCGGCAGAAUGGUGUCACUGAUGGACUCCUGGGCAAGGCAGGUAGCUCCCGAUUAUGAGCUGAUUUCAGGGCGUCCCUUUGGAUAAUAGCAUCUGCUAAAUAAAUAAGUAAAAUUACUUUUUAUAAUGAUGUGAAAUUCACACCAGCAUUCUCUUCAUCUCUGUCUCUUCCCUGUAUCUCUUCAUCGGUCACAGAAUGUCUCUGCUGAUCAUUGACCUACUGGGGGGGGGAGAAGGGCAGGAGGGAGCAACACAGCGCAACUGAUACCACCUCCAGCUCAUAUUUACUGAAUAGGUAGUGAAACAAGACAGAAAGACUCAGGCUGUAAGACGGAAGGAGAGAGCGAGAGAGUGAAACAGGAAGUGUCAUGAAACGGACGAGACAAGUGUGAAGGCGUGGCCGGCUGGUUUAAAAAAGCCCAGCAGGGUCAGGCCGGCAGACACACUCGCACAUGUGCUAGCACUCCACGCUGCCCUGCUGUACGCCGUGCACACUACAGCGUGCUCUAUGCCGAACUCUACCGCACUGGCUACACCAGUGUUUUCAAAGACAACACUGUGCCCGGCUCCAGCACUGCAGACAGGAGCUCUUCUCACGCCUGCUGAUCAUCUCCACUUUCUGGGGAUUCAUCUUUAUUUGUAUUUGUUAUUUUUACAAACUGCACUGCACCCACCGCCCCUGCUCCGCCCGUCGGCCCCAUGGAGGGAGCCUCCGUAUCUCCCCAGGUGUUUGUGGUGGACAGCCAGGUCGGCCUGCCAUCGCGCCCCACCGCCUCUCCCUGGCAGCUCAGUAAGACGGCCUGGAGACUCCUCUUGCUGCUGCUUUUCCUGGCUCUACUCGGCGUGGCUGUGGAGGCCUGCUUCAUCUACUACUUCUACAAGCACUCACCAGCACUGCUGCAGGAAGACCGUGGCUCCCACUCUACUCUGAAGGGCUCUUCAGAUCUAGAGAAUGAAGUAAUAGUUUCUGGCAAAAAAGGAAUGCAAGCGUCUGUGAGCCCAUCCAAACCCUCGGCUCACCUUACGGGAACGAUCAACAAUGGGCUCCUUACCUGGGGCGUGUUUGGGGACGCCUUCCUCCAUGACAUGAAAAUCGAGGACAACCAGCUGUACGUACCCAGAGAAGGAUUCUACUACAUCUACUCCAGCAUCAUGUUUAUAGAGCCACACUUUGGCCAGUUCAAGCACAGUGUGCUGAGGCACACACCACGCUACGGCAGCGAACUGGAGCUCAUGAAGGCCAUAUGUUACAGCAGCGGACAGCAGAAGAUGAGUAACAUGAGGAACAGCUACCUGGGUGGGACCUUCCGCCUCGACGCCGGCGACAGCUUGUCAAUCAAGCUGGAAAACAGCACAUUGGUGCGAUACCAGCAAGUCACUGAAAACUUCUUUGGCGCCUUCAUGAUUUAAAGAGGCAGCAGACUGGCCAGUGCCCGAGGCUUGGCAACCUUGGCUUCUCUGCUUAUACGACAGGUUCCUGCAGGUCCACCGUGCGGAGGACAAGGCUGGCCACGUCAGGAGUGCCCAGAUCACCCCACAUGCAAGAAAUCCAGUCAGCAAAUGGUCGUAAAGAUUACAUAGACUCAUGGCCAUGUUGUCUUAAGCAACCCUUGACUCACCUCAGCCUGCCUGAUAUUCAGGUGCGAAAACACAGCUUAAACAAGAUCACUCUUUUAUUUAUAUGGGUGGACAGUAUAUAAACGAACUCAACCAUGCGUUUCAGCUGAUCAUCCGGCUCUGAAGCUACCAAUCACAGCUGCAUUCUCACACAUCUACUUAUAGGCCCGGCUCUGAGGAGGGGCAGAACCCUGGGGGAGCCAUCAUGUGAUGGGAUUCAUUCUGCUUGCUACUGCUUGGUCACAGUAACAGAUUAUGAUCUUCUUUUCAAUCCCAUUAUUUUAUCUCUAUUUUUAGUAACGCACUAAAAUUCAGCCAUGUGGGAUUGAUGUGUUCAUGUGCUUGUUGUUUUGCAUCUUUCUGUAUGUUGUUUUAUACUGUAGCUCAGAAUUGUCUGACGUCCAUGUGAAAGACGUAUAAUUGCAUGAUGCCGUAAUAUGAGAGGACUAAGAACACCAAGAGUUUAGGCAUAUUUUCAAAUCGGCCUCCUUACACAGGUACACAGAAACCUUGGCCCAUAACAGUGGCCCCCUCUCAAUCAACAAAUUCCUGAUGAUCAUCUGCAUUUCUGGUUAACCGGCUACAGAGCUGUCACUGGCUAACCGGCUACAGAGCUGUCACUGGCUAACCGGCUACAGAGCUGUCACUGGCUAACCGGCUACACAGCUGUCACUGGCUAACCGGCUACAGAGCUAUCACUGGCUAACCUGCUACAGAGAUGUCACUGGCUAACCGGCUACAGAGCUGUCACUGGCUAACCGGCUACACAGCUGUCACUGGCUAACCGGCUACACAGCUGUCACUGGUUAACCAGAUACCUGGGGCCCAGGAAGGACUGACAGCUUUAAACUGUGUGCUGUGUGAAAGACGCUCCUCACUGACCUUAGUGGCUACAGAUUAAGGCAGGAGGCUGACAGAUUGAUUUAGGUUCAUGUGCACUGAUAUAUUUUAUUUCCCCUGAUUUUCUGUAUAUAAUGCUUGUAUUUAUUUAUUCAUUUCAGCAGUAAUGAAAUCCCUAUGCCUUUUACAAAGUCUUAGCAAGAAAAAAUCUGCUGUAAAUUAUCCAUUAUGAAAGGAAAGAAAUAAAUGAAAUGAAUUAAAUAAAUAGUGAAAUACACCAUGGA
This is a messenger RNA of Brienomyrus brachyistius, 3380 nucleotides long. RefSeq names its product tumor necrosis factor ligand superfamily member 14-like. The transcript has 4 exons. Gene Ontology annotation, biological process: immune response. Gene Ontology annotation, molecular function: tumor necrosis factor receptor binding. Gene Ontology annotation, cellular component: membrane. Lineage: Eukaryota; Metazoa; Chordata; Actinopteri; Osteoglossiformes; Mormyridae. Bases 1339 to 2049 code for a protein of 236 amino acids. The record is from RefSeq and is a predicted model, not a curated record.